Molecule: messenger RNA, 1867 nt
Organism: Xenia sp. Carnegie-2017
Lineage: Eukaryota; Metazoa; Cnidaria; Anthozoa; Malacalcyonacea; Xeniidae
Product: heterogeneous nuclear ribonucleoprotein K-like
Exons: 15
Coding region: 604-1779 (391 amino acids)
Biological process (GO): regulation of transcription by RNA polymerase II; regulation of mRNA splicing, via spliceosome
Cellular component (GO): cytoplasm; nucleus
Molecular function (GO): mRNA binding
Source: RefSeq, a predicted model, not a curated record
UGGAUGUGUAAAAUAUGUAUUGAUGUAAAUUCAACAUUUGUUUUCAAAGUAACUAAAAGGUUGGCGAUAGUUAAAGUUAUUUGAGUCGAAAGUCAGUGUGUUUGUGUGUGAUAUUGUGACGUAUAGUUUUGUUAUCGUUAGACUCUCUAGUGAAAUGAAAAGACGUGACUUUAUGUAAGGAAUACUGCGAUCAUGCUCUUCUCUGGAAGAAUGAAAUAAUAAAAGAAUGUAAAGAUUUGUUAAGUGAUUUCAUUUGUCGAUGUAGUUAGAUUCAGGGGCAGAUCCAGCGUUAGGCAAAGUGAAUUACAAUAGCAUAGUCAUGGAGGUAUUUCUGAUUUAGAUUUAGCGGGCAGCAACUGAUUUUGCCUAACCCUAGAUCCGCUACUAUUUUACGAAAAUUUGCUUGAUUACUCAAGCCAAGCGGAUUAUGUAAUCUAAUCCUACCCCAUAUCAUAUUUGAACAAUCAGUCCCAAAAUGCAUUUUGAAGAUGUAUCCCAGAGUGCAUUACAAUACUGAUAAAAUAAAUUUCCCCAAGAAGAAAGAUAUCGCAAGAAUUUUCUUUAUAAAAUUACUAUCUUGGCUCUUGACCUGCAUUUCUAAUCAUGGCAGCAAAUGAGACAUCACUCAACAACUCCUUUGAUGUUCAUUCAAACCAGAUUAAUAUAAAAGAAGAACCUUAUGAUGAUGGAUUUUCAAAAAAGCGUUCUGUUGAAGAAACUGACCCCUAUGAGCAACCUACAAAAAAAAGACGCAUGGAAGCUGGUGAUGGACCAAAUACAAUGAUUCGCAUUCUUGUGAAUAGCAAGGAUGCAGGGGGUAUCAUUGGAAAGGGUGGCUCGAAUAUCAAAAGGUUAAGAGAACAGUACAAAGCUACAGUCAAUAUCCCUGAUACAAGUUGCCCAGAGCGCAUUCUUAGUAUUAACUCAGUUUUGGGAUCAGCUUUAACCAUUCUACAUGAAUGUAUACCAAAGAUUUGUGAGUCACAACUUAGAAAUAAUCCUCGUGAUGAUCCAGAGAUACAGUUCUUGGUCCAGCAAAGUCAGGCAGGCAGUAUAAUUGGUCGUGGUGGAGCGAAGAUCAAAAAUCUACGUGAAGUGACAAAGACAAACGUAAAGGUCUUUCCUGAUUGCCUCCCUGAUUCAUCAGAAAGAAUCGUCGCCAUUCAAGGCAAUCCUGAUAAUAUUAUUGAGUGUGUUCAAAGCAUUUGUGAAACUUUAAACGAGACACCUACUAAAGGACAAAUCAUGUUGUAUGAUCCGGGUCAAAUGAGAUCAUUCCAUGGUACCCUUGGUUUUGGUGGACGUGGGAAUCGUAACCGUGGAGGUAGAGGGGGUAGCAGAGGUAGAGGACGGGGUUUUGGUGGUCGUGGGGGAAAUAUGAGUAGUGGUGGGGGUCCUAACUUUGGACAUGGUCCUAUGGAUGGGGGUGGUGUUCCAAACAUCUUUGGAGGUGGCAACUCAAUGGUAAGGGGUGGUGGUGAGUUCUCUGCUGAUAACUUCAAUAUGAGUGCUGGUGGUGGACAGGUGCCGCCUUUUGAUCAAAGCACUACAACUACACAAGUGACUAUACCUAAAGAUUUAGCUGGAUCUAUUAUUGGUCCCGGUGGAAACAGAAUAAACAGGAUAAGACGUGACACUGGAGCAAAUGUUAAGAUUGAUGAACCAAUGGUUGGUUCAAAUGAUCGAAUUAUAACUAUCAGUGGCAAUCAAGAUCAGAUCAAUCAUGCACAAUACUUAAUGCAAAAAUGUGUUCGUGAAUAUUCUGGAAAAAAGUUCUGAUCCUGUUUCUCAUACUUUAUGUUGUAAAUAUCCAGAGAAUACGUUUUCCCUGUAUGUCAUUUUAUUAAAGUGAUUUUACAUUAUGAAA